GACAGAAGAAGAUGUGAUUUUUUUUUUAAUGGAGCCAUUUAUUUCACAAUUUAUUUUAAGGAUUAUUCAAGAUGGACACCAGCCUUUUUUUCUCACUCAAAUUACGUCCAGUUUUUGGAGAUGUUACGUUUUGAACAUUUUAAACUGUCAGAUCCUCAGAGAUGCUGAAAUGCUCCUUUUGCUUUUUCUCUCUGUUCUGGGGCUCCAUUUGGCAACAGAUCCUGACCACCAGAGCAGUGCCCUGCUCCUCAAACCUCACUGUGAUCUACAGUGAGACUGAGUCAGGCCUGGUCCAGAUCCAGUCUGAGUCCGGGUCCAGUCUCUGUAACUUCACCAUUUUCACCAGCCCAGAAGGUGGACCAGAGGAGAACCACAGCCGGGGGCAUAGUUGUGAGUUGUACCCAGACCUCUCUCACCUCCCUUUGGGCUCUAAAACCUCUGGGUUCUCUGGAGGAGCCUCUGGAGCCCUGUACCGCUGCCUCCUUGCUGGGCUGGAACCUGGAACGCUGUACAAUCUGGCAGUGGUGUCGGGGAAGGAUGGUGAGAGGAGCAGAGGACAGCUGCAGACUGUCCCGGUUGCAGUGUCAAACCUCAGACUCGACUCAAAUGGCAACUGUGACUCUUUGCGCGUGUCCUGGGAGCAUCCUGCAGGGGGAGUAGAGAGUUAUGAGCUCACACUGUCUGCACUGGGCACACACUCUCAGGUGAAGAAGCUCGUCCCCCCUAAUGAUGGCACCGAUGACAGGAUCACUCGGGCGCAGUUCAACGGUUUGGUCCCAGGACGAGUUUACAAGCUGAGAGUCCGAACGCGAGCGGGAGACCAGAGUAACGAGACCAGCACCACAGGACAGACAGUCCCAGAGCCGGUGUCCUCCCUGUCUCUCUCUCCUGUGGAUGGAGGUCUGCUGCUGCGCUGGACUCCUCCUGGUGGAGACUGGCAGCACUACAGCGUGUCUCUGUGGAAUGCUUCGUCUCUUUUGGUGAAUGAGACUGUGACGAAGCUCUCCACUCAGCACCUCUUCUCCACCUCCAAGAUCCGCCUACGACCAGGAAGAACCUACAGGGCAAAGGUCACAGUGCACAGCGGCAUUCUGGGAAACACACAAGAAUGCUUCGGACAAACAGUUCCUGCUCCGGUCCAGUCUCUCUCCAUUCGUCACAGCGGAGAAACGUCUCUGAGCGCCUCAUGGAGUCGUCCUGAUGGAGAGUGGGACCUCCUCACUGCUGUACUGUCACAGGGAGGUGUUGUAGUUUCAGAGAAGACCCUCCCUCCAGACACCUCCUCUGUCUUCUUCAGCUCUCUGACCCCAGGACAGGCCUACGUAGUUUCUGUGAUCACCACCAGGGGAAACCAGAGCCACUCUGUCAAUGUGUCUGCUAGAACAGCUCCAGCGCAGGUGUCCUCCCUCCUCCUGUCAAAUGAGGGCAGCACUGAGUCUCUGCUGGCCCAGUGGGAGGCACCUUUGGGGGGUGUGGACUGGUACCAGGUGCUUCUGGUGCAGGACAGCACCAUCAUCAAAAAUCAGACCGUCCCCUUUAACACCACGAAGCUCAGGUUCACCGGACUGAGGCCUGGAGCAGAGUACAGAGCUGUGCUGACGGCUGUGAGGGACGGGAGGGAGGGCAGGCAGAGCGUGGGGGAGGGGCGGACAGUCCCGGCUGCAGUGGGUGAGGUCACUGUCAGUAAUAAUGGCCGUAUGGACUUCCUGAGCGUGUCAUGGCGCCCUCCAGUGGGGGAGGUGGACAGUUACCUGGUGUUGCUCAAAGACCGGCAGAGGACUGUCCACACUCUGGUCCAAUCCAGGACCAGUCCUGAGUGUGUCUUUAAGUCUCUGGUCCCAGGACGUCUCUAUGACAUCUCCAUCAGCAGCAGGAGUGGAGCCUUCCACAACAGCACCAGUGUUCAGGGGCGCACACAGCCGGCUCCGGUGCAGUUGCUCACGGCGACCCAUGCUGCCCGGGACAUGUACUUGAAGGUGUACUGGAGCCACGCCCACGGAGACCGUGAUUCUUAUGAGGUGUCCAUCCAACAUAGCUCCCAGACUGUGCUUAAUAUGUCUGUGCCCCCAGAGCAGAGUGAGUGUGUGUUUGAGAGACUGGAGCCUGGAAGACUCUACACUGUCCUGGUGAACACGAGGAGUGGAGAGUACGAGACCAGCACCUCCACACAUGGACGCACACUCCCUGCUCCGGUGCGCUCCCUCUCCCUCUCCUCCUCCUCCUCAGACUCUCUCUCGGUGUCUUGGCUAUCUGCUCCAGGAGAGGUGGAUCACUAUGAGGUUCAGCUGGUGUAUAACGACAUAAAAGUGUUCCCUCCUCAGACUCUGGGGGGUGCCAUCGACCGUUGCACUCUCUCUUCACUAACACCAGGGCGGCGCUACAAGAUUGUGGUGUCCACAUUCAGUGGCCCCAACCAGAGAGCGGUGUACAUCGAAGCACGCACAGUCCCUGGGCAGGUGAGGAACGUCCAUGUGUCCAAUGGAGGAGACAGCAGCAGUCUUCGUGUCUCUUGGUCCUCGGCUCUGGGGGAUGUGGACAGUUACUGGGUCUAUCUCUUCAGAGAGUCAAGGCUCUUGGACUCUAGACCAGUGCCCAACCAGACCCAAGUCCAGUUUCAGUCCCUGCAGCCCGGUCAGAGCUACAGCCUGGUUGUACAAACUUUGAGCGGAGAGAGAGACAACAACUACACGGCCACAGGGAGGACAGUCCCCUCCCGUGUCUCUGGGCUCCGGGUGUAUCCACUUCAGUCAUGGCGUUGUCUGGAGGUGUCCUGGGAGCGGGCACUGGGUGUGGCUGAUGGGUACAGCCUCACCCUACAGGACGACAGGGGUAGUGCAGUGAUGAACGCCUCUGUCCCCAGCUCCCAAACGAACCACAGGUUUGAAGAUCUGAGUCCAGGAAAGAGCUACAGAGUCCUGGUUCAAACACGGAGCGGAGGAGAGAGGAGUGAAGCCACCAGUGCCCAAGGGAGGACAAGUCCAGCUUCAGUCUCAGACCUGGCCCUCCGCUCAUCCUCAUCCUCCAGCCUGUCCUUCUCCUGGUCACCUCCAGAGGGUGUGUUCGAGGGCUUUGAGAUGCUGUUGUAUAGAGAGGAUGACUCAGUGCAGGAGAGGCGCAACGGAGGCAGUGCGGUCUUCCUCGUCACCUUCUCUGGGCUGAGGCCUGGAGCUCUGUACAGACUGGUGCUAGUGACGCAGAGCGGAGAGAGGAGCAACAGGACUGCUAUCUGGGCUAGGACAGUCCCGGCUGUAGUGGGCACUCUCACAGCUCAUGGCUCAAACCUCACAGACUCUCUGGACCUGUCCUGGACUCGGCCUGAGGGAGACCUGACCGGGUUCAGUCUGGUUCUGCAGGAGCCAAACGGGACUGUGCGGUCUGAGCAGGAGACUGGACCAGACCAGACGCAAGUCACCUUCUCUCAGCUCACACCAGGCAGGAAGUACACAGCUGUGGUCACCAGCAAGAGUGGAGAGCUCCGGAACAGCGCCACCAUACAGGCCCGGACUGCUCCCCUGCCCCCCUCCUCUCUCCUCUUUGGGGGCAUCACAAACACGUCUUUGGAGCUGACCUGGACUGCACCCACUCAUUGUGACUAUGAUGACUUCGACCUGCAGUGGGCACCACAGGACCCUCUCUCUGUCAUUAAUCCUUACCACACCAGGACGUCUGGCAGCAGGAUCCUCCGGGGCAUGUACCCAGGGAGGCUGUACCAUUUCAGCCUGCGCACUGUUAGUGGGGCCCUGGACCGAGAGGGGCAGAGGACAUACAGCCAGAGCAUCAGCAGGAGCAUCAGGACUAAGCCAGGUCGUGUCCACUCUCUCCACUGUCGUCCUCAGAGCUCUACAUCCAUCUCCUGCUCGUGGGCACCCCCAGAGGCCGACUUUGACUCCUACACCAUUGAAUGCGUCCUGCGGGAGGCGCAAGUCCUGGUCUACUCCCGAAGGACUGAUCCAGAAUCUGGCUUCUACCUGAUCUCCGGUCUGGAGCCUCACAGACGCUAUACUGUCACUGUGAAGGUCAUCUCUGAUAGAAUGACCAGUGAACCAGCCAGAGACAGCGUGGUCACCAUGAUAGAUCGUCCUCCUGUCCCUCCAUUCUCCACUCGGGUCACUGACGUCUCUCAGGUCUCCACGACGUACAUUUCGUUUGGGUUUAACUGCAGCUGGUUCAGUGAUGAAAAUGGAGCCGUCAGGUUCUUCACUGUGGUGGUUUCAGAGUCUGAUGAUGUGUCCAGUGUGCAGCCAGAGCAGCGCCACCCUUUGGCCUCCUACAGGGAUUACAUCUCAAACAGCUCUGUGCGCUCCUACCAGACUGGCUACUUCCCCAGUGUAUGCUCCCAAGGUCUGAACCCAGGACUGGACCAAGGUCUAGACUUGGGUCUGGAUCCGGUUUUGGACCGGUCUGGAGGGGAGUUCAACAUUAGCCUGGGUACUGGGAUGGGACUGCUCGGAGGGCCCUGUUCAGAAAGUACAGAGAUCUACUGCGAUGGACCACUCAAAGCAAAGACUGCAUACAGGAUCAGUAUUCGCGCUUUCACUCAUCUGUCGGAGGAGGACUCAGGUGCUUCCUCUCUGUUCUCGGACACGUUCCUGUCUCUGCCUGUUCUCACUGAGGCUGAACCGUACAGUGGAGUGGUGGAGGGCAUUGGAGCCGCUCUGUUCCUGGUGGUCCUUCUGGUAGGAGUCACGGUUCUGCUUAUGUGUCGACUCAAAACCACUAAAGUGAUGGAGGAGACUCCGAUCGUCCGUAGAAACUCAAGGAGAGAGAGGCCCACAUCUGCGGUGCACCUCGGGGUCAGAGGACACAGACGGAUCUCCAGUCCGAUAAAGAUCAUGAACUUCGAGGCUCACCUGGUGAAGCUCCAGGCUGACUCCCACUACAUGCUGUCUGAGGAAUAUGAGGACCUGAAGGAUGUGGGGAGGAAUCAGCCUCUGGACACUGCUCUGCUGCCAGAGAACAGAGGGAAGAAUCGUUACAAUAACAUCCUGCCCUACGACUCGACACGUGUGAAACUGUCGCAGACAGAUGAUGACCCGAGCUCCGACUACAUCAACGCCAGCUACAUCCCAGGUUAUAACUUCCGUCGUGAGUACAUUGCGACUCAGGGGCCCCUGCCUGGGACCAAAGAUGACUUCUGGAGGAUGGUCUGGGAGCAGAAUGUGCACAACAUCGUCAUGGUGACGCAGUGUGUGGAGAAGGGGCGGGUGAAGUGCGACCUCUACUGGCCGCGGGACCAGGAACCUCUGUACUAUGGAGACCUAAUUGUCCAGAUGUGUUCAGAGUCUGUGCUGCCUGAGUGGACCAUCCGAGAGUUUAGGAUCAGCAGCGAGGACCAGCUUGGAUCUUCUCGAGUCUUGAGACAGUUCCAUUACACUGUGUGGCCAGAUCAUGGAGUCCCAGAGACCACCCAGAGCCUGGUUCAAUUUGUCCGGACUGUCAGGGACUAUGUGAACCGUAGCCCAGGGUCUGGACCCACUGUGGUGCACUGCAGUGCUGGAGUGGGUCGCACUGGGACCUUCAUCGUUCUGGACAGAAUUUUGCAGCAGCUCGACACCACAGACUGUGUGGACAUCUACGGCUGUGUGUUUGACCUGAGACUACACAGAGGGUACAUGGUCCAGACUGAGGUCCAGUACUCGUACCUACACCAGUGUGUUAGAGACGUUCUCCGAGCGCGAAAACUCAGAGAGCAAGAGAAUGUUCUGUGUCCUAUCUACGAGAACGUGCACUACAGCCAACACAGAGAUGCGCUUUGUACUAGACGCUAAAGACUUGCUGCUGCCACCGCAUGGAAACAUAUGGGAUCUUUUUACAUUUCAUUUUUAUCUAAAUACAAAUUAUAUUAUAAUAUUUAUGUUACAAAUAUUUUUACAGAAUUGUACAAAUGGUCAAAGUAUAUACGUAUUUUGUAAAUAAUUUGCCCUAUAAAUAUAUAUUUAUGUAAUUGUAUUUAUAUUAUAAUUUUGUAUGUUGCACAAAUACAGUAUUGAUACAAAACUG
This is a messenger RNA of Boleophthalmus pectinirostris (great blue-spotted mudskipper), 6000 nucleotides long. RefSeq names its product receptor-type tyrosine-protein phosphatase beta-like. NCBI's taxonomy places the organism in Eukaryota, Metazoa, Chordata, Actinopteri, Gobiiformes, Gobiidae. Gene Ontology annotation, biological process: protein dephosphorylation; angiogenesis. Gene Ontology annotation, molecular function: cadherin binding; protein tyrosine phosphatase activity. The record is from RefSeq and is a predicted model, not a curated record.